GAUUGGGCCUGCUCUGUGCGUAGGCUUAGGUGGGGAGAGUGAGCGCCGAGCUGCCGAUCGGGCUUCCCGGCAGGCACAGGCGGAAAAAGCGUACACUGAGCUGCUGUCGCCAUCUCCGGGCCUCCAAACGCCCCAGGUCUCUGUGCUGUAGCUGCCAGGGCCUGCAGGAUGUUUCACGGGAUCCCGGCUACACCUGGCAUUGGAGCCCCUGGGAACAAGCCGGAGCUUUAUGAGGAAGUAAAGUUGUACAAGAAUGCUCGGGAGCGGGAGAAGUAUGACAACAUGGCAGAGCUGUUUGCGGUGGUGAAGACAAUGCAGGCACUGGAGAAAGCAUACAUCAAGGACUGUGUCACCCCUAAUGAGUACACUGCAGCAUGCUCCAGGCUCCUGGUCCAAUACAAAGCUGCCUUUCGACAGGUUCAAGGCUCAGAGAUCAGCUCCAUUGAUGAAUUUUGCCGCAAGUUCAGACUGGACUGCCCACUUGCCAUGGAGAGGAUCAAGGAAGACCGACCCAUCACUAUCAAGGAUGACAAGGGCAAUCUCAACCGCUGUAUUGCAGAUGUAGUUUCGCUCUUCAUUACAAUAAUGGAUAAGCUGCGUCUGGAGAUCCGCGCCAUGGACGAGAUUCAGCCGGACCUACGGGAGCUAAUGGAGACCAUGCACCGGAUGAGCCACCUGCCCCCGGACUUUGAGGGCCGCCAAACAGUCAGCCAAUGGCUGCAGACUCUGAGUGGAAUGUCGGCCUCUGAUGAGCUGGACGACUCCCAGGUUCGCCAGAUGCUCUUUGAUCUGGAGUCAGCUUACAAUGCCUUUAACCGCUUCCUGCAUGCGUGAGCCUCACCGAGGCGGGAGUGAGACUGAUGGAGAUGUACCGCCCCAACUCCCCUGUCCUAGAUGUCUAUAUUGUCAGAAAGUUACCCCCAAUAAAGAUCUGUCUGACCGUCCUACUGUGGACAGCUAUGCUGA
This is a messenger RNA of Cricetulus griseus (Chinese hamster), 966 nucleotides long. The record is from RefSeq and is a predicted model, not a curated record. Lineage: Eukaryota; Metazoa; Chordata; Mammalia; Rodentia; Cricetidae.